GAACGGCGGCAGAGAGCCGAUCGAGGAUGAUGCUUACAGCGGCUCAGAAGCGCUUUCUCUCGGUGUUUAUUCACCAGGGGUCAGCGGUAUGGUCAGUGACACUGGAGUAAAAUGCACUGGGGCAGACCGGGUGUGCUGGUCGGCCUAGCUGAGCUCAGCAGCUGCUGCUCCUCGCCUUCGCUUCUCCCAUUUGUAUUCUAGGACAGUUUUUUGUAUUGCAACGUUAUUAUUUCCAGGUCAGAAUCUUAGUUUCCUGUGCGGUUUGUUUGUACUAAAAAUGGCCGGAGAUGGCGGCGCUCUGAAGGAUAUCAAUGAGAUUAAAUCCCAGUUCCGGACCAGAGAGGGCUUCUACAAGCUGCUCACCCUCUCGGACUCGCAGCAACGGGGCGGGCUGCCGCGGGGUCCCAACUCCUCUCCGGCAGGGUUCCUGCCGCCGGUCCGGGUCUCUAUGGUCAAACUGCAGCCCGAAGACCCGAGCGAGGAGUCGGAGCGGGUGUGCUUCAACAUUGGCAGGGAGCUGUAUUUUUACACGUACACCAACAUCAAGAAGGCUGUAGACCUCAGUAAGCCAAUAGACAAGAGAAUCUACAAGGGGACUCAGCCGACGUGUCAUGAUUUCAACCAGUAUUCAGCCACAGCAGAGAGUGUGGCUCUGAUCGUGGGUUUCUCGGCCGGACAGGUCCAGUAUCUUGACCCCAUCAAGAAGGAGACCAGUAAACUCUUCAAUGAGGAGAGGUUGAUAGACAAAUCCAAGGUGACGUGUCUAAAAUGGCUUCCCAAGUCAGAGAACUUGUUCCUGGCUUCCCAUGCCAGCGGCCACCUCUACCUCUACAACGUGGACCACCCAUGCGGCACCACGGCGCCACAGUACUCUUUGCUGCGGCAGGGCGAAGGCUUUGCCGUCUAUGCCUGCAAAACCAAGACGCCACGCAACCCACUGUUGCGAUGGGCUGUGGGUGAGGGGGGCCUCAACGAGUUUGCUUUCUCCCCAGAUGGCGUGCAUGUGGCGUGUGUGGGCCAGGACGGCUGCCUGCGUGUCUUCCACUUUGACUCGAUGGAGCUGCAGGGGGUGAUGAAGAGCUACUUUGGUGGGCUGCUGUGUGUGUCGUGGAGCCCCGAUGGGAAAUAUCUCGCCACAGGUGGAGAGGAUGACCUGGUAACCGUCUGGUCAUUUGCUGAAAGCCGUGUGGUAGCAAGGGGGCAUGGACACAAGUCCUGGGUCAACGUGGUGGCGUUUGACCCCUUCACCACCUCCUUGGAAGAUGAUGAGCCCAUGGAGCUUAGCGGCAGCGAGGAGGACCUCCAUCAGGGGCCACCAAAUAACUCACUGCACUUUGGCCGAGUUCGAACAAGCAGCACUUUGUCACGUCUUUCUCGGCACAGCUCUAAAGGUGGCGGUUCGCCAUCGGUCACGUACCGGUUUGGCUCGGUGGGGCAGGACACCCAGUUCUGCUUGUGGGACCUGACAGAUGACGUGCUGUAUCCCCGCCUGCCGCUGUCCCGGUCCCGCGCCUUCACUAACACUUUUGGACCCUCAUUGUCCAACUCUGGCAGUGGGGGGGUCAACAGCACGUCAGGUGGGGGAGGAAGUGGAGGGGUUGAGGGUCACCAUCACCCACCUAACACCAACACCGGCACCUCAAACCCACCAACUCUCCCCUUACCGCUUCCUCGCUCCCUGUCACGCUCCAACUCUCUACCCCACCCUGCUGUCGCAAAUGCCUCCAAGGGCCAGGGUGCCUCGGAGGGCAGCGGGGGAGGAGGGGGCGGCAGCAGCAGUGGAGGAAACAGCACCCCAUUCAGCAUCGGCCGCUUUGCCACGCUAUCGCUCCAGGAGCGCAAGUCGGACAAGUCAGGUGGCAGCGGCGGUGUAGAGAAGGAGCACAAGCGUUACCACAGCUUGGGCAACAUCAGCAAAAGCAACGAUAAGAUCAACGUGGCGCCGAGGAGCAACCGGCUGGACGCUGCUAAGGUCCUGGGCACCACGCUGUGCCCACGCAUGCAUGAAGUGCCACUGCUGGAGCCACUGGUGUGCAAGAAGAUUGCACAUGAGAGGCUGACUGUCCUGGUGUUCAUGGAUGACUGCAUCAUCACAGCCUGCCAGGAGGGUCUGAUCUGCACCUGGGCACGGCCGGGAAAGGCGAACUUGACAGCACAGAACGGGAACUCUCCGAGUGGCACCGUGGUAUAGCCGGAGGGGAAGCUUUGCCCCCAUCCCUCCUUCAUCUCCUCGUUCUUCGUUGUCUCCUCUGUGUCCGACACCCUCUCCAUGCAAAAAUGUCAAAUAUGGGGCCAACGACCAGAGACUGCACCCGACCUGCCACUGCAGUAUUAUACCUUCACUGUAGCUGCCUGUACCGGCCGUGACCCAAAGCCUGUCCCAGAUCACUUUACUCUAACGGUGGCCACACUGUGUGGGGAUACUCUUCCUGAAGCACCGGCACAUGCACUAUGAAAGUAUCACCACUUCAACAGAGUGAUGAAGUCUCCAAACAAAUACUUAGAGUUAACUGGCAGGUUUCCAGAUAGACCAUGGAUCAGGCCACAUAUUCCUGUCUGCGUCUGCCCCAUGUCCAAGAGCGUGGCGUCCAAACCCGGCCUGACAGGCUCAUCGUAUAUAAUGUCAGAAUGUAACUGAAUCUGUGCGGUGUUCUCCCCCUUAUUAGCUGAAGCAGACAUUUGUGUGCUCCACCUGUUCAACCUACUUGUACGAACACAAACCCGGCCCGAACCCUGGAGUACCAAUGGGCGUUCUGUUCAGGUACCCACGCUCUAACCUGAACAAAGUAAAGAUGCUAGCACAGUUAGCCAUUAGCUUUUCUUAUAUUUAGAUUCUUAUAUUAGUCCUCUUACCUAAAGAUACAUGAGCAGUAACUGCUUUUAGUGUUUUGUUCAUAUUUAAAAGCAUCAUGACUUCAGCUCUGCCUUCCCUCAGUAUUGUUUAUUUGUCAGCAGUCGUCCAUUUUUAAAGGGUUUGGUUUGCUUCAGCAGUUUAAUGAUUUAACGGUCACCUGCCCAAAACAAGCAACGUGUAUUCUGACCGUGAUGUAGCUUAAGAUUUAGACGAUUUACAUUCUUGGUAAGAAAUCUGAGCUGCUACGUGUCUGCAUCCUGAUGGUUUAUGCAGCAGGUAACAGGUGCACUGUGCUUCAGGAAGUCUUUCCCACCUUGUGCCACAGUGAGAAGAAAGUUUAUUCCCAGUGUUUGCCCCCCUCCCCUCCCCUUUAUCUGCAGAAAGACUGCAUCAAACAAGUGGUUUGUCCUCUCUGUGUGCAGCAGCAGUGUCAGGCUCAGUCUUCACUCCAGCCCCUCCUCGGCCGACCCCUCCCGUGUCCUUUCAUACAAAAGACGCUGCAGAAGCCACGGCUGUUGUAUUUAAGUUAUUUAUUUUAUCACAAGACUGUGUAGUAAUUUAUACUGUAAAUACUGAAAAUACUCUAUUAAUACAAAAAGGACAAAUGUGUAUGGGAACAAUGACAAGAAAAACCAGGAGAGAUGAAGAGUAUUAAUAUAUGAAGAUCCUUCUAUUGUACAUAACGACCACAGUUAAAACAUGAAUGUCUGCUGUUUUAGGGAGCUUGAAGAUGUCUGUGUUUCUCGUGUGUGGUCGCUGAGAGUGAGCUGGGUUUAAUCCGUUUGGGAUCCAGUGUGAGUCUUUAGAGCAACCAACCUGGGUCGAGCACAGAGAGCAAACGUGGACGUGGCUGCUGCCUGUACAUGUCAGGUCAACUGGUCCCAGUUUCACCAGUUCCUCUGAGCAGCAUCUUAAUGAAUCUCAUGAACAGUCACACACUCUUGCACAUUCCAAACAUGAACACACACACCAACAAUCCCCUUAUGGUGUAGCAUCACAUUCAGUUUACUGUGUCUUGGACUCCAUUCCUGUUGCACCUGAAUUGCCUCUUGCAAGAAUUUGCACAUUCCAUAAAUCCCUAGUCCAUCCUGAGGCGUCGUGGCUGACGUCAGGGGCUGCUUCUGUCUGGUUGGAUCCGAGCUCUGUGCAGAAACAGCUCCCAUGAACCCAUCGUUCCCUGGAUGACACAGAGGUGUGCAGCUGGACAGUGAACAGCUGUGUGUUGGGAUCUGGAUCCAUUCUUUGUCUUUAACUUGAUGAAAAUGAUGGUUUGGGUGUCAUUCAGACUCAUUCUGGUUCCAGUCCUGCUUAUUGAUUCUGGUUCUUGUUCAGCCUUUGUUCGGAUUCCUAGUAUGUUAUUCGAGUAAGCAAAGAAAUGGCAUUAAACCACCAAUGUUCUUAGCAGAUUUGUGCAGCCACAAUGUUUUGUAAUUAUUUUUGUUCUAAGGUAAAAAUGAACAACGUGAUAGCUUCCCCUUGUGCAUGAGUUUGAUGCUUGAAGUUUUACCUUUGUUUUGGACAAAUUGAUAAAUGCUCUGCUGCGUGGCUGACGACCGUCCUAGCAUAAAAACUGUGCUCUAACAUCCUGUCUGACCCUGUGUUCAUGUCAGCUGCUUUCUGUUUGGGAGGGUGACUGACUCACACACAAGCUGCUCAGACAGUUGCUCAGAGUAGUUGUUUCCAUCUGUGCGGGUUUAAGAGUCACUGCUCGGUGGGUCAGCUCCUAGAUGCUGUGAUGUUCUGUCCACCAUGUUGCACGCACGAUGCAUAAUGUAACUGUGCAGGACCAAAUGUUGUUUUCAGGAAUCGAUGAGCGGGAUUGAAAAAGCGUGUUUAAUACCAAGCCAAAAUUUGGAGCUGGUCUGAAUUCAGAGCCACUUAGAUAUUCACCCAACACCUGCUGAUGAUCAACACGUCCAUUUCCAAAGCUUCAGCCAGAGACAAAGGGCUGCAGAGGUGUUUCUGUUUUGUCCUGUUAGCAUUGCUCUUAUGUUGGAGAUGUGUGAUGUGUGAGAGCUCACAGCUCUGCUGAGUAUCAUGAUGAGCUCAUGGGCUCUAAGGCCAAAUCAGUGCACGUCACAAUGUGGACCUGCUCUUAUGAGACAUUAAAGGAAUAAUUCACCCCAUAUGAAAAUGAUCCAUCCUGAUGGUCUCCAGAAAUACUGAAGUUAACACAGACAAAGAACUUCUUCCAGACCGGUUGUGCAGCUUCAUCAAAGUAUUUUAUGGCCAGAUGUUUGACUCCUGCUGCCUGAUGAUUUCCUUUAUCUCACAAAGGGCUGUGUGACUUAUCUUUGUCCCUCAUUACCUCCCUGUUGUCAUGUCUCCUUUUAAAAGUGCAAACCAUCAUUAGCUCUGUUUAAAAAGUGCGUUUGUGUGUUUCUCUGUUUAACAGUUGAAAUUAAAUGUGAGCACUGAAGCUAAAGUCAAUCCCAAGAUAUAUUUGCGACAUUCUGAUGCACAUAGUCAGGAAAUAUUUUUAAUAAUAGUCUGGCUAUUGCCCCAAAUUCUCUCAAAUGCAACUCGGCAACAACAACAAACUAGUCCCCAGCCUGUCCGGGAGCAGAGUCUAUGUGGUAAAUGGUGAUUUACAGGAUGCUGCUGUUGAGCCACGGGACACUUGGAUGAUGAUGCACAAGCUGUUUGAAGGAAUGUGACCUUUUCAUCUUCUAUCUGAGAGAUUGUAAAACCUGUGGUGAAACACAGAAGACGACUAACUGUGAAGACAGCCACUGAGCUGUUGUGGUUAGUUGUGUUUUAACUUGUAUAUUUGCUGGCUGGAUGUGUGAGUCCCGUGCAGAUUUCCCCAGAAACUUGAAAAACAAAAGCUGCUCCUGAGCGGAGGGGAUGAAACAGAAGUGACUGCAGAUUCGGUGGCGUAAUAUUCCCUUUCCCUUUGUGUCUUUGUUUGGGUGUCUUUUCCAAAAGGGCGGCAACAAAAUCUUACUUGAAUACUUUAAAUCCAUAAAAGUGCUACUCGUUAGUUGUCAGUUGAUUUCUGUUACUCUGAGGGGUUAAAAAACCAGCCACAGUCAGUUUGUGCUUCAUCCUGUGAAUGAGGCUCGGCUCUGUCAGACACGUACUGAACCUUUGGUUUGAUUUUGGAGCAAAGAUACGUUUCUGGUUUGUUUUACUCUGUAACCAGCACCAGCUGUGACUGAGCAAACACUACACACUUUACAUUCACGGUUCAGACUAAGGGACAGUUGAAGUUUCCUCUGGCUGCAGAAGCACUGAUGACUGUGUGAACUGACCCCAGGAAAGACAAAGCUUUGGUGGCAGGAGCAGCUGCUGGUCUGCACAGCCGGGUGGCACAACUUGAGUAAAGCCAGUGAUUCACCUCUCACCUCUGUAGUUUGCUGUGUCCAGGCGGAAAGCAGAAAAACUCACAGCACUGAGUCGAGUGAAACCAGAACCUGAGCCAACACAAAAUAACUUGGGAGGCAGCAGCGAAGCGAACACGACCUGCUCGGGCAGAGUCUCCUGAUCAGCAACUAGAAGGCAAAUAUCAUUACAGACACCUUUCUUUGUGUUUCUUUAUGAUUUGACAUUUCAAGCUCUUUUUUUUACAGUUUGUCUUAUUUUUGUGUGUCUGCGUGCACGUGUAAAAUAUGCAUUCUGCAUUAUUACCACACAGUCGCCGUGCACAUUUACACUCAGCAUCACACACACUUUGACACACUUCACGCCUGUUGUGGUGGAGGUCACACAGGCAGGACGACGGCACUGUAUCCAGUUUGUAUAUGGAGAUCUGUUAUUAAAACGCUCAACUGAGAACAGUUGUGUGAUUGUGUGCUUGUACACUGUUACACUCCUGACACAAAGUCAACCAAAUGACCUAAAAAGAUAAAAC
Messenger RNA from Monopterus albus (swamp eel), 6707 nucleotides. RefSeq names its product WD repeat-containing protein 20. NCBI's taxonomy places the organism in Eukaryota, Metazoa, Chordata, Actinopteri, Synbranchiformes, Synbranchidae. Bases 278 to 2191 code for a protein of 637 amino acids. The record is from RefSeq and is a predicted model, not a curated record. Gene Ontology annotation, molecular function: protein binding. The transcript has 5 exons.